GACUAAUGUACAGGUUUGGGUUCACUCACUACCGUGAACAACAUGGGACACUAUGCCUCUUUACGUUCGAAGUGUUUCGCGUACUCCAAGCCACAGAGGGGCGCUAAGAGCUUUAGCUUCAACGUACAUCAACAUCCGACAGACUGUUGGUAAAUGGAGCUUUGUUUUGAAAAACGGAGCCCCUUAGGUCUUAACUGUGAUGGCAAACGAGACGGACCGAGGUGUCUCUUCCCGUGCGGAGCGAAAAGCUUUACAAAAGGCCAAGAUAGUGCAACGUGAAAAUGAGAGAGAGAUCUUUAGGCUGGUUGGACGUAUCUUGAAGAAACCAGAGGGAGAAAGGUCUGAGGAGGAGACUUCUGUGCUUAUGUUGCAUAGAGACACUGUUGAUGAGCUUUGUAAAAGAAAGAUCCGCAGCAAUCAACUCAAGAGGAAGCAAGAGGAGGUGUUUGACACUGCAGACGAUCUGAAAAGCAAAGUGCGGAAGCUGGCUGUGGCAGUCAAACAAGCAAAACACUUGGUGGUUUACACUGGUGCUGGAAUAAGUACAGCGGCAUCGAUCCCUGACUACCGAGGGCCCAAUGGAAUUUGGACACAAUUGCAGAAGGGCCGUUCUGUCAGCUCAUCUGACCUGAGCAAAGCAGAGCCGACGCUCACACAUAUGUGCAUUUGGGCACUUUAUAAGGAAAUGCUGGUGAAGCAUGUCGUGUCUCAAAAUUGUGAUGGACUUCAUCUACGUAGCGGUCUUCCCAGACAUGCCCUGUCUGAACUUCAUGGAAACAUGUUUAUUGAGGUGUGCACUACCUGCUCUCCAGUCAGGGAAUACGUACGUUUAUUCGAUGUGACUGAGCGAACGUCCCUCCACCGGCAUGGCACGGGCCGCAGCUGCUGUUGCUGUGGUGGAGAACUCAGGGACACAAUUGUGCACUUUGGGGAACGUGGAACCCUGGAACAACCGCUCAACUGGAAGGGAGCUGCAGAGGCGGCAAAGGCGGCUGACGUUAUCCUCUGCUUAGGUUCGAGUCUGAAGGUGCUGAAGAAAUAUGCUUGUCUGUGGUGCAUGAACAGACCAGCAAGUAAAAGACCAAAAUUGUACAUAAUUAACCUCCAGUGGACACCAAAAGAUGACUUGGCUGUACUAAAAAUCAAUGCCAAAUGUGAUGAUGUCAUGAGUCUUCUUAUGGAGGAGCUUAAUAUCCAGAUUCCUAUUUAUGACAGGGCAGAGGACCCCAUCUUUAGCCUUGCUGUACCUCUUCAGCCUGAGGAUGAGGACAGCCACACCCGUGCCGUAAUAACUCCCCACGCUGGUCCGGGCGAUUCCAUUGAGGACGGUGGCGAGACUACAAAGGCCAAAGCUGUGCAGGGUGGCUGGUUUGGAAGAGGCUAUGGCAAAGGAAGGAAGAAGAAAAAAGCAGCCUAGAGGUGAUUCGUGGAAAGCCACAUUGUAGCAUACUGAUGUGUGAGCUGGAUUCAGUGUUCAGUGGAUGAGUUGCGGCCGAGGUGCUAUGUAUACUGUAUAAUGUAUUUUUUUCCCCAUGUGUGUAAGGGAAUAUAAAAUUUUGGUUUUGAAUUCUAUGUAAAUGCAUUGAUAAAGCAUUAGUUAUUUAUUAACAAGGGAAAACAAUUGUAUCAUAGUGAAUGACCACAGAGUUACUUUUUAAUUCAUCUUUGAAUCAAAGAAUGGGGUAACUUAUUAUAAGUGCGUCAAAAGCUGCUCUUUAAAAAUGUUUACAUAAGUUUGGUGCGGUGUUGGCGUUUCAGUGGGACCUCUUGUGGCAGCGGAUGUCAUGUAGAAAUAUAUACCCUCUUUCAGACUUUCUUUGUUCUGCCAUGAGGCAUGAUAUUGUAUUGCAGCUAUUUGUUAUGUUUGUAUUUGAAUCAUAUCAGGUGAAGUUUCUACAACCACUCAACAAGCCUAUUAGUAAAAGAGUAAAGAGGUCCCAAUGAACUGUAGAUUUUUCCCUAGUUUUAGGGUUGUAUGAAAUGAAAGACUUCAUUCCAGUCAACAUACAGUGCUGCUCAAAAGUUUGUGAACCCCCUCAACAUUUAGGAAUUUUCUAUUAUUUCAACCUGAUUUCCUAAUCAAUCAAUUCAGUAGUUUUUUUUUGUUUUUUUAACAGUUGUGUUGUCGAGACUAAAUUAAAAAGAGUUUUCAUCAACUGAUGUAGGUGCAAAAUUGAACUGUUUGGUCACAACCAAAACCGCCAUGUCUGGCGAAAAGUCAACACUGCAUACCACCAAAAGAACCUUCUCCCAACAGUGAAGCAUGGAGGUGGGAAUGUCAAGAUCUGGGCUUGCUUUUCAUCCUCAGGACCUGGACAACUCCACAUAGUCCAGGGAAUCAUGAAUUCUGAGGAAUAUUGUCAAAUCCUAGAACAUAACCUGACGCCAUCUGUUUUGAAGUUAAAGCUUGGCAGAAGGUGGAUCAUGCAACAUGAUAAUGAUCCAAAGCAUUCCAGCAAUACAACCAAGGAAUGGCUGAAAAAGAAGAAGAUUCGUGUUCUGGACUGGCCCAGUCAAAGUCCUGACCUAAAUCCCAUUGAAAUGCUGUGGCGGGACCUGAAGCGAGCAGUUCAUGCCAGACGCCCAUCAAACCUCUCUCAACUGACUGCGUUCUGCAAGGAAGAAUGGGCAAAAAUCCCCCAAAGUAGAUGUGAGAGGCUGAUUAGUCACUACAGAAACCGUUUGGUUGAGGUAAUCUCUGCAAAAGGAGGCGCAAUAUCCUAUUAACUGAAGGGGUUCACAUACUUUUGCACACAAGAUAUCUGAGUUUUUCUUAAAUCAACCACUUUUGUUAAAUAAAGAAUGACAAUAUAACUAUUUCUUUUGUUUCAGUCCAUUAUUUGGAAUGUCAGUAUUGUGGAUUUGGGUAUAACUUAACAUUUAAUAAGGUUAUUUUAGUUUUUUUUACAAAAAAUCUGACCAUCGCUGUGGGGUUCAAAAACUUUCGAGCAGCACUGUACGUAUUUCAUACACUUUAGGAUUAAUAGUGGUGCCUGGAAGAGACAUUGUUUCCUAAUGGUAAUACGUUACUGCAACAAGCUGUGACUCGUAUUUUUAGUUUUUCAACAAGUAUAUUGAUUUGAGAUUGUUUUUUUUAUGCAUCAAUGAAUGUACCAACUUCAAUUUGACUUGUUGAUGUCAAUUGAUUAAUACUUAUUUCCUGACCUCUCAGACCAACUGUUUACAUUCUGUGUAAAUCAAAGUAAGUGUGAGGCAAAACUGUAAUUAUGAAAUUUUGUUUUGUGGUUGUUAGUUCCUUUUAUAAUUGCUCUUUACUGAGUUGAGAUAUAUGUACAGAAUGGCCGUUCAUUUGUCUCAGGAAGCUGACGUCAUGCACUAUUUGUAAGGUUUACGUGGGGCCAAUAACAAGUGAUCGACCACCAUUGCUAACACUUGUGCCAGAGUUAUAUGUAAUGAUAAAUAUGUUUUGUAUUUUGCAAAAAAAAAAAAAAAAGUACUUCAUGUUUGUCAAUAAACCAUGUUUCAUGUUCACCGUGUGCU
Molecule: messenger RNA, 3501 nt
Organism: Corythoichthys intestinalis (scribbled pipefish)
Lineage: Eukaryota; Metazoa; Chordata; Actinopteri; Syngnathiformes; Syngnathidae
Gene: sirt7
Product: sirtuin 7
Exons: 10
Coding region: 200-1417 (405 amino acids)
Cellular component (GO): chromatin; nucleus
Molecular function (GO): histone H3K18 deacetylase activity, NAD-dependent; NAD+ binding
Source: RefSeq, a predicted model, not a curated record